Molecule: messenger RNA, 1081 nt
Organism: Lycium barbarum (goji berry)
Lineage: Eukaryota; Viridiplantae; Streptophyta; Magnoliopsida; Solanales; Solanaceae
Exons: 5
Coding region: 166-786 (206 amino acids)
Biological process (GO): maturation of SSU-rRNA from tricistronic rRNA transcript (SSU-rRNA, 5.8S rRNA, LSU-rRNA)
Cellular component (GO): nucleus
Source: RefSeq, a predicted model, not a curated record
AAAAAAAAAAAAAAAUCAUAAUGGACACUUCUGAUGACUACUCUAGUUGAGUAGUUACAUGGCUAAUUUCCUACAAAAUCUCGUGCCCUAAUUUGCCUCGCACCCCUUUCUUCCCCACGCGCCACCAUUUUCCCUGUGCAUCCAAAACCCGACCCAGUGUUUAGAAUGGAAAGUAGUAGCAGCAAAGCAUCAGUUCAGCAACUCACGGCUGAGGCAGCUGCACAGCUACAAGAAGGCAUUGGGUUGGUGUUGUGUAGAUGGACCGCCUUGCAAAUGGCUAUCGAAAACGAGUGGGGUGGUCGAGGCACUCGUGAAAAAUCUAAUCAGCUCAAUCUUGACAUUUUUAACGCUUUCACACAAUCCAAAGAAAAAGUAUAUAUGGAUGAUAUAGAAGAUAUUCUAGAUGAGUUCAUGAUAUCUCUAAAUACUGAAGUCAAUGAUGGCAGCCUUGAGGAGGUAGCAGAAAAAUUGAUGUAUAUGCAUGAAGAGUGUCUGGAAGGGAACUUCAAUUCAAUCAAAGUGCUAAGAGAAACAAAUGUUGGGAGGAGACCUGCUACUUAUGUCAGACAAGAUGCUAGUGACGACGACGAUAGUAGUAAUGAUGGCGGUGACAGAAAUGAGAACUUGGGCAACAAUGCAUCAGAUAUGGCAAUUGAUUCUAUGGAAACACAGUCAAGUUUGGGCCAGGAUAUGAUAGUUGAACCUGUGAUAAAGCAGCAAGCUGAAGUGGACGAGGCUGGUUGGACAACGGUACCUACGAGGCGUAAUAAAGGUAGAAGGAACUAAAGCACUACUACAGACCCAUGGGGUAAAAAGGAGUUAAACCCAACUGCAGUUGUAUACAUUUUUGGUCUAUAAUCUUAAAAAUGAAGGAAGCUUGCAAUAUUAGUGACAUAUUAUUGUAGUAGUCGUAAUCAUGGUGAUUGUAAUUUGGUUUUCUCGUUCAUCGAUGAAUUAUCCAGCAAUUAUCUCGGAAGACAUGAUUAUCUGCUAGUGUAACCAUGAAUUUUGUAGUUGAGUGUUACAGGGGCUUCAUCUAUGUUGCUUAAUGCUAUUGGUAUUCCAAUUGUUUCCCUGGCCA